UGUACACGCUUAAAUAUGAAUAAUCUGCAUUUGCCAGUGGUUUGAUUUACUUUCAUUUUCAUGACCCACGCUAAUGAAAUGGUAUGUUUCAACUGCUUCCAGUUCUCUUUAGUGUUUGCCAAUGUUGGAGGUGUAACUGGGGUCUGGCCCUGAACAAAGGAAUAGAGCAUGGCUCAAGUAAAAAUACAGACCUCAGCACCCCAGGCUGGCCCCGGCCUCUCCUCCGGAAGUCCUCUGGCGGCCAUGGCCAGCCCAGGAUCCCUGGCUCUGCAACCCUCUGUCAACGGCACAGGCCCGUCCCCCACCCCCGCCUGCCCCGCUCCUGCAGCUGGCUAUGGGGACGCACCUGUGUCUGCCACACCGCCAGGUUCACCCGAGGAGAACAUGGCAAACCCUAAAGAGAAAACUCCAAUGUGUUUGGUGAAUGAGUUAGCCCGUUUCAAUCGGAUCCAGCCGCAGUACAAGCUCCUCAAUGAGAGGGGCCCUGCACACGCUAAGAUCUUCACAGUGCAGUUGACUCUUGGGGAGCAGGUCUGGGAGGCAGAGGGCUCCAGCAUUAAAAAGGCCCAGCAUUCCACGGCCUCCAAAGCUCUGGAUGAGAGUGUCCUUCCUAGGCCGAUGCCCCGCUCACCUAAAGUGGACAUCAACAGCAAUCCAGGCAGUAUAACACCCACAGUGGAGCUCAACGGUUUGGCUAUGAAGAGAGGCGAGCCGGCUAUCUACAGGCCUUUAGAUCCCAAGCCCAUGCCCAACUACAGAGCUUGCUACAACUUCAGAGGCAUGUUUAACCAAAGGUACCAUUAUCCCAUUCCCAAGAUCUUCUACGUCCAGCUCUCCGUGGGGAGUCACGAAUUUAUCGGGGAGGGGCGCACUCGCCAAGCCGCCAGACACAACGCUGCCAUGAAGGCCCUCCAAGCACUCCGCAAUGAGCCCAUCCCGGAACGACCGCCGCAGGACCCAGAAGAAAAGGUGGAAAGUGAGGAAGGCGCUGACGCCAGCAAGUCUGAGAUCAGCCUGGUCUAUGAAAUUGCCCUGAAGAGGAACUUGAACGUCAACUUUGAGGUGUUGAAGGAGAGUGGACCCCCGCACAUGAAAAGCUUCCUGACCCGCGUCACCGUUGGGGAAUUCUCGGCCGAGGGCGAGGGCAACAGCAAAAAGCUGUCCAAGAAGCGCGCCGCACUGUCCGUUCUGCAGGACCUCAAGAAGUUGCCCUUCAUUCCGGUUGUGGAGAAACCCAAAACGCACUACAAAAAACGCACCAAGACCAUCCUCAAGACGGGACCGGACUACGGCCAGGGCAUGAACCCGAUCAGCCGCCUGGCCCAGAUCCAGCAGGCCAAGAAGGAGAAAGAGCCUGAGUAUUUGCUGCUUUCGGAGAGGGGGAUGCCCCGACGCCGGGAGUUUAUCAUGCAGGUGAAGGUAAACGACGAUGUUGCCUCGGGAACAGGGCCGAACAAAAAGGUGGCUAAACGGAAUGCCGCUGAGGCAAUGCUGCUGCAGCUGGGAUACAAAGCCUCGACCGUCUCCCAAAAUCCUACAGAGAUGGACAACAAAGCCUGGAGUGGACAAAAGGCAUCUUUUACCGAAGCGACGAGUAACACCCCGAAAGGUCUCCUCCACCUCAGUCCUGACGUCUACCAGGAGAUGGAAGCCAGCAGGAAGCAAGGAGGGGCUUCCCCGGGCCCCAACGGCAGCGGUGGCGGCCCCCUUAACUACAUGGCCUCCAAAGACACGGGUCCCUGCGCCACCCCGCACCCCGCAGGCCACGCUCCGUACUUCAGCGCUCCGAGCCCGACGGCCACCAUGGCCCGGGAGCUGCUGCUGAACGGCCAGUCGUCCCCCGCGGGGGACUCGGCGCUGCCGGCAAAGGCGAAGAGUCCCCCCUUGGCCUGCGGCGUCUCGGUGCAACCUGCUCAGCAGCUGGAGUACCUGGCUCGCAUCCAGGGCUUCCAGGUGCAGUACAGCGAUGCGCAGGGCGGCAAGGACUUUGUGACCUAUCUGACCCUCUCUCCUGUGCAAAUGACUUUCCACGGCACCGGGAGCACCCUCCAAGCUAGCCAUGACCAGGCUGCUCUAAGUGCCUUGAAACAGCUGUCCGAGCAAGGACUGGACCCGGUGGAUGGCCCCGUCAAGAGCACCGAAACCUGCGGGAGGGAGGACGGACAUUAAACAGACUAACUCAGGCACCACCACUCAGGUCUGCAUGGAUUCAAAGGCUGUCGUCCAGGAGCUGACAUCCCCUUUCUCCCUCUCACUCUCGGCCGCCUGGCCCCUCACCACCCCCUGCCUGAGUUCAAAAUGUAACUAAUCCCCUCCUCACUCACACACACACACACACACACACCAAACCCAGCCAACCUUUUCCUUUACCCCACGAUGGCCACUGUAUCCUGCAUAACCUGUCAACAUGCAAUAGGGUGGAUGUGCACCAUGAAGCGAGCGACUAAAAGCCCCAUUACCCGAGUCUAUGUGAAGACAACACUAUCUCCACACAUUUGUGACAAGUUGAGUCUUGGUUUAAAAAAAAACAACAAAAAAAAGAAGAAGAAAACAAAUCAACAA
Hippocampus zosterae (dwarf seahorse) is the source of this 2562-nucleotide messenger RNA. RefSeq names its product staufen double-stranded RNA binding protein 2 (gene stau2). The coding region runs from base 169 to 2169 and encodes 666 amino acids. Lineage: Eukaryota; Metazoa; Chordata; Actinopteri; Syngnathiformes; Syngnathidae. The transcript has 15 exons. The record is from RefSeq and is a predicted model, not a curated record.